Australozyma saopauloensis is the source of this 1794-nucleotide messenger RNA. RefSeq lists its product as uncharacterized. The record is from RefSeq and is a predicted model, not a curated record. The transcript has a single exon. Bases 1 to 1794 code for a protein of 597 amino acids. Lineage: Eukaryota; Fungi; Ascomycota; Pichiomycetes; Serinales; Metschnikowiaceae.
AUGAGUAAACUGGACCUAACUCAUAGUCUCUCGGAGAUCGUGAACAGCAUUGCAAGGUACAUAUCGAAUUGCAAAGGGAAACCGCUACUACUGCGUGUUGUCUCGCCUUCCCAAAUCUCCGAGUACAGUCACCUCUCUGCCUCUGAACAGGCUCAUCGUCAGAAAGCUCUCUCCAAUUUCCAACAACUGCCACGGUUGCAGAAAUGCUCGCCUUCUACAUACAGCUCUCUUUUGAGUAGCCUUUAUCCGACCAAACAUAGUUUGGCUGAACUUAGAGCUCCAGCGACGGCUAGAAGUGAGGUGAACCAUGCUGUGUUGUAUAGAAACUAUUUGAACCUACCUAGUCCUGGAGUUGGGCAUUUACGUGAUACAGAUCUUGAGCCCUUCAUGAGUGAAAUGUUUCGUAGCCGAGCGUUUUCGAAGCCAAAUGUACUCUCCUCUUCCAGUCUAUUCUUGUACAACGAUAAAUACUUAUUGAAACAAUUCAGGAGGGGAAUUGAAUAUCGCUCACAUCAUCUCAAUAGACUAUGGCAGCUUUCAAGAGACAUGGAGGAUGCCCAAAUACCUGUUUCCGACUACGAACGAUGUCAAUUAAUAUUCAUGACUUUCUACCGCGAUAGGCCUGAUAUACGGCGCCAUGUAUUGGGGCUAGCUUCACAAGCUCGUUUGACGGAUCUCGGAAAAACUGCAAUUGAGAUACAAGAGAGCCCUUCGUUUACCUGGGAAACUUAUAUUGACCUCGUUGACCUGGAUCCUGAGCUUGCGAAUGACAUCAAGUACCUAAACACGCUUCUAUUUUGUGCUCUCCGACAUGGUAACUGGAGAGCCGAGCAGCAUAUUUUGUCUCGCAUCGGUGCGGACAAUUUUAACAGGGAGACAUACAAGAUACUUUUAGAUAAUCAUGGUAUGCAUCGGAACUAUGAUUCAUUUGAGCGUCAUUUAAGUGCCCUAGCAACAAAACAUAUUCACCUCUUGGACAUCAAUUUGCUAAACAUAAUCAUUCGUUCUCUUUCCGUGUUGGGUUUGCACAGUUUAGCGACUGAUCUCACGAGUCCAUUCAAAGAGUUCGGGGCUGUUCGAUUGGCACCUGAAGAAAGGUUUUUGAGACAGCUCACGUAUGCCGAUAAAAGAGCUUAUUCAUCGCACUUGAGCGCUCGGGAUCAAUUUGCGGCGAAGGAACAUUUAUUCCUCUAUGCCAACGAGCAUACAUUUCGUCCAAUCCUACAACAUUACUGUGUUGAUGGUGGUACGAUAGAAGAAAUUUCCGAGCUCAUCCAAUUGAUGGAAGAGCAGUGGAAUCUUCAACUAUCUACUCAGGUGUUCAAACUCAUAUUUCAUGCUUUCACCGUUGGCGUACACGACCCUGAAGCGUUGCAUGUUGUUGUUGCAAAACUUCUACAACAACAUGACCUCUACUUUGAUACCCAUGAUGCAUGGAUUCGUGAGAAAUUAAAUGAGACUUCGAUUCCAAACAAUGUCAUAGAGCUCUUAGGGGGACUCAUUGAGAGUAAAGUUCCUGGAGAUGAAAUCACUAGUGAUGGAGUGUUUCUUAAAUUAUCCAAUAGCUUGAUGCGGUUGAUAUUUAAGGCUUAUCACAGCACGUACCAGAACGAUCCAGAGAAAAGAAAAAUAAUCGAAAAUAUAGAGACAAGACUCUGGAACCACCUCGCGCAAACUGCCGCCUCUACGAACAUGACAAGACUGAAAGACGAAGCUACUCCUGCUGAUCUCUAUUCGAGGGAGGAACUAAUUUUUCUCAAGAAAAGCUCUCUUUUGGAGUUACUAGAUAUUUAA